AUGCGUUUCUCUGCUGCAUUUUUCCUUGGGCUAGUCUCGGUGACAGCCGCGUUCCCGAACCCAUAUCCCGAUGAAGCAACAGAAAUCCCACCUACCAAGGAGUCCUUUGGCAAGCGAGAUGGCGAAUUCAGCUAUUUAAUCAGUGGAGCUGAUGUGAAAGCUUCCCAGAAAUACGGUGGCCAUCUUGUCAACUAUAAAUUGCGUGCUAAUGCGGUUGACCCCAGUAGACUUGGCGUUGACACGGUCAAGCAGUACACUGGAUAUCUCGAUGACAACUCCACGGACAAGCAUCUCUUCUAUUCUAAUUCUCAUUUUACUGAAGGGUUCUUUGAAUCUCGCAACGACCCCAAGAAGGACCCUGUUAUUCUAUGGCUUACCGGAGGGCCUGGCUGUUCUUCCAUGUCUGGACUCUUCAUGGAGCUUGGUCCCUCUCACAUUGACAAGAAUGGCAGCCUUGUCCGAAACGAAUACUCCUGGAACAAUAAUGCCUCUGUUAUCUUCUUAGAUCAGCCCGUUAACACCGGCUUCUCCUACAGCAACGUUCCCGUCGACACCACAGCUGCUGCUGCUAAAGAUGUCUACGCCCUGAUGACCCUGUUUUUUGAGCAAUUUCCCGAAUAUUCUGAACAGGAUUUCCAUAUUUCCGGCGAAUCCUAUGCCGGUCAUUAUAUCCCAGUCUUUGCCUCUGAAAUUCUCUCCCACCCUGCUCGUAACAUCAACCUCAAAAGCAUCUUGAUUGGCAACGGCCUCACCGAUCCCUACACCCAGUAUGCCUAUUACGAGCCCAUGGGCUGCGGAGGUGGAGGAUAUAAGCCUGUCCUCAGUAAUUAUACUUGCCAAACUAUGGAACAUGCACUCCCCAAAUGCCAGGCCGCGAUCAAGGCCUGCUAUAACGGAGAAGAUGCCGCGUGUGUCAACGCGGGCGACCGUUGCAAUUACCCCUUACUUGGUGCCUUUGCGUCAACAGGCCUCAACAUUUACGACAUACGGAAAAAGUGUGUUGGAGGUGAUCUAUGCUAUGAAGAGAUGAACUGGAUUCAAGACUGGCUGAAUAGAAAGGAUGUUAUGGAAGCCCUUGGCGUCGAAGUUGCCAACUUCAAGACCUGCAACGACCACGUCAACGCUGCCUUCCAACAGGCCGGUGACUGGUUUCUUCCCAUCCAGAAACACGUUCCGAGACUCUUGGAAAAGAUCCCGGUUCUCAUCUAUGCAGGCGACGUCGAUUUCAUCUGCAAUUGGCUGGGCAACGAAGCCUGGACAAAGGCUCUGCCGUGGCCGGGCCAAACCGACUUCAACGAUGCCAGCAUGGUCGAGUUGACAGCCUCUUCUGGAAAGGCCUAUGGGAGCUUGAGGCACGUGCGGGGAUUUGCAUUUCUACGAGUCUACAAGGCAGGGCACAUGGUUCCAUAUGACCAGCCUGAAGGUGCUCUUGACUUUGUCAACAGAUGGGUAGGGGGCGAGUGGACCGACUGA
This is a messenger RNA of Metarhizium robertsii ARSEF 23, 1473 nucleotides long. RefSeq names its product Peptidase S10, serine carboxypeptidase, active site protein. The coding region runs from base 1 to 1473 and encodes 490 amino acids. Lineage: Eukaryota; Fungi; Ascomycota; Sordariomycetes; Hypocreales; Clavicipitaceae. The transcript has 2 exons. Gene Ontology annotation, cellular component: fungal-type vacuole. The record is from RefSeq and is a predicted model, not a curated record. Gene Ontology annotation, molecular function: serine-type carboxypeptidase activity. Gene Ontology annotation, biological process: proteolysis.